Messenger RNA from Pezoporus occidentalis (night parrot), 4469 nucleotides. It is a transcript of the gene GRIA4, whose product is annotated as glutamate ionotropic receptor AMPA type subunit 4. The record is from RefSeq and is a predicted model, not a curated record. Lineage: Eukaryota; Metazoa; Chordata; Aves; Psittaciformes; Psittacidae. Gene Ontology annotation, molecular function: AMPA glutamate receptor activity; transmitter-gated monoatomic ion channel activity involved in regulation of postsynaptic membrane potential. The coding region runs from base 106 to 1407 and encodes 433 amino acids. Gene Ontology annotation, biological process: modulation of chemical synaptic transmission; monoatomic ion transport; synaptic transmission, glutamatergic. Gene Ontology annotation, cellular component: plasma membrane; postsynaptic density membrane; dendritic spine. The transcript has 10 exons.
UUUUUAAUUCUUGAUUUUGUUUGUAGCCACCUCGUCCUCAAUGCCUCUCUGAGCAGCACCUAGCGAGCGAGCGGGAGAAGGCGAGACAGAGAGGCAAAAGAGAAGAUGAGGAUAAUUUGCAGACAGCUUGUCUUGUUGUUUUCUGGCUUUUGGGGACUAGCAAUGGGAGCUUUUCCUAGCAGUGUGCAAAUAGGUGGUCUCUUCAUCAGGAACACAGAUCAGGAAUAUACUGCUUUUCGAUUAGCAAUUUUUCUCCAUAACACCAGCCCCAAUGCAUCCGAAGCACCUUUUAAUUUGGUUCCUCAUGUAGACAACAUUGAAACAGCUAACAGCUUUGCUGUAACAAAUGCCUUUUGCUCCCAGUAUUCUAGAGGAGUUUUUGCCAUUUUUGGACUAUAUGAUAAGAGAUCAGUACACACCUUGACCUCAUUCUGCAGCGCCUUGCACAUCUCCCUCAUCACACCAAGUUUCCCCACAGAGGGUGAGAGUCAGUUUGUGCUGCAGCUGCGGCCAUCUCUGCGGGGAGCCCUCCUGAGCUUGCUGGAUCAUUAUGAAUGGAACCGUUUUGUCUUCCUGUACGACACAGAUCGAGGUUAUUCAAUACUUCAAGCUAUUAUGGAAAAAGCAGGACAAAAUAGCUGGCAAGUCAGUGCCAUCUGUGUGGAGAACUUUAAUGAUGCCAGCUACAGGAGGCUUUUAGAAGAUCUGGACCGAAGGCAAGAAAAGAAAUUUGUAAUAGACUGUGAAAUAGAGAGGCUUCAGAAUCUCUUAGAACAGAUUGUGAGCGUGGGAAAGCAUGUUAAAGGAUACCAUUAUAUUGUUGCCAACCUGGGAUUCAAAGAUAUUUCUCUGGAGAGGUUUAUGCAUGGAGGAGCCAAUGUAACUGGAUUUCAGCUGGUAGAUUUCAGUACCCCAAUGGUAGCUAAGCUGAUGCAGCGCUGGAAGAAGCUGGACCAGAGAGAAUACCCAGGAUCUGAGACCCCACCAAAGUAUACAUCUGCAUUAACAUAUGAUGGAGUGCUUGUGAUGGCUGAAACUUUCCGUAAUCUUAGAAGGCAGAAAAUUGAUAUUUCAAGGAGAGGAAAUGCUGGUGAUUGUCUUGCUAACCCUGCAGCCCCAUGGGGUCAAGGAAUUGAUAUGGAGAGGACAUUAAAACAGGUUCGAAUACAAGGAUUGACAGGAAAUGUUCAGUUUGACCACUAUGGUCGCAGAGUCAACUACACCAUGGAUGUCUUUGAGCUGAAAAAUACAGGCCCUCGUAAGGUUGGUUACUGGAAUGACAUGGAUAAAUUAGUUUUGAUCCAGCAUGAACCUACACUUGGAAAUGACACUUCAGCCAUUGAGAAUAGAACAGUAGUUGUCACUACAAUUUUGCCUCUGAUGAAGAAUCCUAUUUUAAGAAAUUGAUCAAGGAAGAAAAGAGUCCCAAGAUGCUGCGAACAUUCCUAACUAAGGCUCAAGUAUUAACCACCAGUCUAGUAGCAUUGAGCUAAUUUUUCCAUAUGGAUUACUGUUCCUCUGACUGGAUGACCAGGCACUGAACCACCAAGAAAAGUUCUGUGGCUAAUCUGAAAUGUCUAGAACAGAUGACGUUAUUCUUCAACUUUGCCAAGCUGAGAAGAGAAUGAUGUGAAUAACAAGCUUUCAGUCGAAAUUUUCCUCUCAUACCAAUCCUGAUAUCUUUGACUGAAGCUACCAUACAUGAAUACUGCAAUUUCCAUAAAUAGCUCCAAGCUUAGGAGAAGCAAGUAAAAAAUAAUAAUGAAAAGUAAUAUAAAAGGUUCCUGUUUGCUAGAAAGGAAAAAAGGAAAACAAGAAAGCUUUUAAAAUGUGUUAUCUUGCCUGUCCUGUUUGCAUUGAAGCAUUUUGAUGUGCAUAAUAAAUGUUAUCUUCAAAAGAACUUUUCCAGUUCUUGCAUUGAAAGGACUGGUGGGUUCAUUUUAAAAACCAAAAAGCUGAAUUAAUAUUCCAAAGCAUGCCCUAUCUUUAUGCAGCACGUCACCUUGGGAUACAUGCAGUUAAUUUGAAAGCAGCACUGCUUCUUGACCACAAGUGUCCCCUUCUCAAUGUUUCAAAAUCACAGUGCAAGAGAACUAUAUCAGAAUUUGGUUUGAAUAAGAAUAUAUGGUGAAUUCUGCCUUCUCAUGGUUAUCUCCCAUUAUCUCCCGUGGGAGCUGCACACAUGAUGCUGAUGGCAAAUGAGAACCAUGAUUCUUAAUAUUGACCUGCCAGGACAAUGUAUUUAGUAUCCACAAGCAUAUGAUCACACACACAAAGGAAAGAUAUAUUUAGGAUAACUCAGAAUCCUGUUUUUUUGCUCUUCUUUGUGUUAUAGUCAUGUUGCAAAUGCCAGACAGCAACUUUUCCCCUCUUCAUUGUCCUCUUCACACUGAAGGGAAGUUGAACCACUGUAGAUGACACAUGUAAUUUUGGUUGCAUGCGUAUUUUCCAACAUUAAACAGAUAAGCUUCUGCAACCAGUGCUGUCAGGCUUUUUAGUCUUUGAAGGCAGGUGUCGUGGCAGCAUAAGAUUACUAGUUUUCAGCAUGGCUUGCUUUAAUUUUUGCCUGAAGCCAAAUAGCUCAAGUUGAUUUGCCCUCUGUUUCUUCAGUUUUUAUGUGUCUAUGCUUACUGUGCUGUUAUGUGGCUGUAUGGCUACUGCAUAGAAGAUGCAUUAUAAUGAAUUAGCUCUGCACUCAAAGAAUUUAGUACAGUGUUGUCUAUUUGGCAAAAUAUUAUGUUCGUUUGUAACACAGUGAAAGCAUGUAGAAUUUACUUUACAGUUUUGGUUUAGUGCAUAGACACUAAACCUAUCUCCAGCUAAAGAAUGUGGUGAAGGAGCAGCCCAGAGAAAGGUGGCAGUAGGGACAGAUGAUGCUGUGCAUUGCAUGGGCUGCAGUGCAGCCCUCCUUUUUGUAGCUCCUGGGAGAGACCUGUACCCUGCAUGUAUGGCCCUCUGGGAAGGACAGCUUUUCUACCUGUGUGCAGAAGUAUUCCCUCUGGGGAGGGCUUGGGACCUCCAAAUGCACAGUAAGCUCACUGUAUGGCUGGAGAAGGGAUGCUAUGUGCAGCCCGCCUCUAACAGUGAGUGAUUUACCCAUCUAGGAAUAAUGAUUAUCUCUAGUUUAGUAAAUUAAGAAAUACGGUGACAAGUUGCUGAGAUGGAAUGUAAGGGAGUAGGGUGAGAAGACUACUCCAGUCUCUCUGAUCCAUUUCAUGGUACAGUCUUCAACUCUGUACCUACUCUGAGACUGCAAAACUUAAAAAAUCAUGAAAAUCCUUUAGAACAAAAGCUUGAUGUGCGUGAGCUGCAUCUGUGUUGUGGCUUACAGCUCAGUAUUUUAAUGGGAUGGUCUGGCAGAUUAAGGUUCAAGGGCAGAAUCCAGUUCACAACUGAGUCACCUAAAUGUAGAUGACUUUACAAAGGGUACUGACUCAGUUGCCCACUGAAUGAAUGCCCACUCAGUGACAUUUAAGAUGCUCUAGGGUAUAGUGCCUAUCCAUUUCUUACACUGGCAGGAGGACAUUUGCCUCUCUCGUGCCAUAUAAAAUCUCUCCAUCUGGAUGUCUGCACUUUCAGGCAUGUGGAAUAAAUUGUGCCCCAGAUAUAUAAUUUUUCCUGAAAGCCCACUAAGAUUUAGAAAUUGAUUCAAUAUCCCAUAGGUGGAUGCGUAAGACAGAGGUUAUCAGCCUAUCCAUAAAGCGGCAGGACAAAGGACCUGCAGAACUGAACUUGGAGGUCAAGCAGUUUACUUUAGGGCGUCUCAGAUGACAGAUAACCUUCAUUAGGUGACUGAGAAUCAUCCUCAUUGUUUUGACAGAUAAACUCUUGAUGGAGUCUUACCUCAAAAAUUCUAACUAUGACCUUUCUCAUAAUAGAAGAAUAUUUUUUCAUUAGAAAUCUUAUUAAUUAAAUUCUUUAUUAGACUGGAGAAUAAAGUGAAGUUUGUUGCAUGACAACAAGAAAGACUUCAAACCGAAUCCUGGACAGUUUAUUCAGAAAAAGGGAAAAACAAAACAAACAAACAAAAAAAAACAAACAAAACAACAACCCAAAACCACAAAAAAACCUUCCACUGACAUCUACAGAAGUGUCUUUCAGAAUAAAGUGUGAUGAUGUGUGCCACUUCUGUUCUAAAAAUCAAACAUUUCCUUGCACGAAUAUUUGUCACUUUUGCAAAUUAUUUUUACAGUGUUUUAAAGACUUUGAAAUGAACUUUAGAAUAGGAAAGCCAAACACAGAUCUGUUUGGUAUUUGAGUUAGCUACUUUCUCCAGCUUCCCUUGUAACAUGAAUCAUCAGUUGUGAGCAUAUUACUGUACACAUGAAUUUGUGGCAAUGUGGUGGAAUGAUUUGUUUUACAUCUAUAAAGGUAAUUGUUGCAGACAUCAACUUGUAUUUACAAAUGUUAAAUAUUGUUAUAAAAUUGUGAAUUAUAUAAGUAAAGCUUGCACCAUUUCAAAUAUCUGA